UAAAAAUGUAAACAAAGACCUCAAAGACCUAAACAAGUAAAAAUUCAUGGAGAUUGUAAAGGUACAAACCAACAUUUUUCUCAUCUUAGUGAUGCAGUUGAAUAACUCGUGGUAAAUUAAAUGUCGGUUUUUGAUCGUCAACAUCCAUCUGUUGCGUAGUUACUUUGUUGGACAAAAACAUUCACGUCGUUGAAAAGUAUCUAGUUAUCAGUUUCAAUAGGUUAACAUGGCUCAUUUUGACAGCCACCAAACAAUUCAGAAAUUCUUCUAUGAAACAAGCCGCAUUUCAAAGUCUUUGGCUACUGAAGAAGUUCCCAUUGAACACUCGCCGUUAUUAUCGAUUCUGAGGCCAUACCAGCUCGAAACCGUCAAAUGGAUGACAUGGAGAGAAUUGCAAAGUUCUCGUGUUAACAUAGGUGAUUGGCGAAUAGAUACGCCAUUAGGUGGCAUUUUAGCUGAUGAAAUGGGUUUAGGAAAAACUGUUGAAAUGUUGGCGUGCAUUUUGGGACACCGAAAGAAGAAGAAAAACGAAGACGCAGAAGAGAUCGAUUCUUCCCUUCAAAUGAAUUCGACAAUUUCAUCGUCGGAAUGUACGAAAGAAACUAUCGACGAUAGCGAUAUUUCACUUCCUCUCAAUUCAUCCGAAUUACUCGAUACGGGCAAUGAAACAGCAAUGUCCCUGGAUUCAUCAGUUUCUUCUUCAGAUGGCCUCCUAGAAAAGACAUCGUCAUCCUGUGUUUCUACCGAAUCAAAUGGACGGAAAGCUCAAAAAAGAAAGAAUUCAGAAUACGAUUCACCAGUUCUAGAAAAAAGACCAGCUCUCUCAUCUAUAAAAAUUAAUCGAACGAUGAAAAAAAAGAUGAAAGAAUUAUUAAAAGAGUAUUUUGAUAAAUUCAAACGACACAGUUUACGGAAACAUUCCGUUGAAGAGAGUUUCAUCCCCAUGUUAGAUAUCAGCUUCAAAGUCAUUAUACUAAACCGAUUUUAUAACGCGUUUAAAGAUCAUUACUCCAGACAGCAAACUUGGGGAUUUCUAUUGACAGAGUUCAACGUCGAUGAUACCGAAAGUAUUGGAUACUCUGUACUAGAAAGAGAAAUGCGAAAGAAAAUGUCGAAAAACGAAAAAUCCACCGAUGAUUUUUCAGAUGCGGAUUUCAUGAAAAUAACAGCGUAUAUCGAUGAAUUUUUAACCGAAAAAAUUAUGCAGAAAUUUGAAAAGGAUUUUAAAAACAUAUUGGCUUAUAGUUUACACUUGGAUGCUGGAAAUGAUACUGUUCUGUUCGAUGGCGAUGAUGUAGCUUGCAAAUGCGGAUCUGAUAAAGCACAGGGCAAAAAGAUCAUGUGCACGAAAUGUAAUAAGUUUCAACAUUUACUCUGCGUGGGAUUAGAUCAUACUUUCGAUAAAUUCGACGAAUAUAUUUGUCCCAAUUGUUGGAUUAAAUCAGAUUUGAUAGAGUCAUCGGCUACCUUGAUCGUGAUUCCAUCGAUGCUUACUCUUCAAUGGAAACAAGAAAUCAAAAAACACGCUGCGAACUGUAAUUUAAAAGUUCGAAUUUACGAAGGAGUCAAUAAAGAUUACAUGUUACCAAAUUUACUCGCAUCUUACGAUGUAGUCAUUGCCAGUUUUGAAACGUUGCGUGCUGAAAUUAAUUACGCUUCAGAAGUGGUGGAUAAAAAUCAACGCUCGUUACGCCAGAUCAAACGAUAUUCAAUUUUUGGCUCACCUUUAACUUGCAUCAGCUGGUGGCGUUUGUGUAUAGACGAAGCACAAAUGGUGGAAAGUGCCAACCAUGUGAGUAAAAUGGUCAGUCAUCUAAAAGCCGAAUAUCGUUGGGCCAUCACCGGAACACCAGUAGGAAACUCGCUUAAAGAUUUAUAUGGAUUGACUACGUAUUUGGGUGUGAAGCCUUUCUGCGAUUCGUAUCAGUAUUUUCAAGCAUUACUUUAUGGCGAUCAAUCUCUUCUGCACCUUUUAUUCGCUCAUCUUAUGCGCCGGAAUACGAAAAGUGAAGUGAGAGAAGAAUUGAAGCUACCGGAUCUCAAAACCGAAAUCAAUUGGUUGUCUUUUACACCCGUGGAAGGAUAUUUUUACCAAUAUACGCAUUCCACUAUCGAAAAAUUAUUUAUGCCGAAAAUUGAGAAAAUAAAAAAUUUGGAUCAGCGUUUGAGUAAAGCUUGUCGCCGGACUGCGGAGAGUGUUUUAAUGCCCAUGGUAUCGUUACGUCAAGCUUGCGUUCAUCCCCAAGCUGUUAGUAAAGAAAAUUUCAAUUUAUCGAAAACUACAACUAUGGAGAAAUUAUUGGAACAACUGAUUAAGAAAGCUAAAACCGAUUGUGAAGAUAUUUUGAGAUUGUAUAUCAUGAAUAUUCACGGCGCUGCAGGAAUUAAAAUUUAUAUGGCGCAAUUUUCUGAAGCAGUUUCCUUAUACAGAACGGUGUUAUCUAAAAUAAAACAAUUCGAACAUCUGACUAUUGAUGAUUUUCAGGUGUUACAUGCGAUGCAUAAUCUAUACGAAACCGAAGCUAAAGAUAAUGACAUUACUUUAACUAACGAAGAACAAAACAUACCCGAUCAAAUAAAGGAGCUUCAACAAAAAUAUAUUGAAAGAAGACGAGAACCGGUUACCGUUUUAUUGCUGAAUGUUGAGAAACAUUCCAAUGAAAUCGGGAAUUAUCUCAAAGAUUUCCGUCUAGCUUCAUUUGAUUGGUGGUCAAGAAUGUUCAAUCGUCUGGAAUUUGAUGAAAUGAGAACUCGAAUUUUAUCCGAAUUGGAUAAAAUGAACUUGACUUUGGAUAACAUUCGAGUAUUACUGUCAACUAAGAGUCGUCUUAGUGAAGCGCUCAAAUAUUGGCUGAGUAAGCUAGAAGAUAAAAGAAUACUGACUUACUCGUUUUUGGAAAAAAUUACCAAACACACUGAAGUCUCAACUCUAUGCGAUGCUGCUGUCGAGUGUCAUUUGAGACAAACAACUGCUAAAAAAGCUUGUUUACUUUGUAAGAUGGAAAGUGUCAUGAUGGAGUACGAGAACAUUUUAUUCAACGGAAAAAUGAAAAAGAAGCAAGAUGAUAAUGAAAAAGCUAAUCCUCUAAAUUGGAAUAUGUCUGCUUUCGAGUGUAUUUUGAACGCCAUUCUGAAUCAUGCCCGAGCCGUAUAUACCAAUAACGAUCUUACUCGUGCUGCUGAUCACUUGAAAGUAUUGAGUUUGUUGAAACGGGAAUUUAAAACUGUUCGAGCGACGUGGACCAAACAAUGUGAUCUUGUUCAUAGUUACGAUGAAGUUGAAAUGGCAAAAAGUCGUUUCGAUGCAGUUUGUGGCGCCACAGAUAAGCUAAAUAAUCAAAAUCCGUUAUACCAAGGCCAAUAUGAUACGUAUGAAGCGGCAAGUAUUGUAGCAUAUUCGAGACUGCAGUCGAAAUUGGGAUCUUUACAUUACUUGAUGAAUUUGGAAAAAAAUUAUUCAGAUAAAAACUUAGCGAACGAGUGCUGUCCAGUUUGUCAACUUUCUGCAGAUGAAAGAAGAGGAGUAAUGUCGUGUGGUCAUUUUACCUGCUUUAUUUGCAUGAUGACUUUGAUAGAUCGCAGUAACGGCUCUAAAGUUCAAUGUCCCAUUUGUCGAAAUGCUGUGUCGAUUAAUAAUAUCACUUAUGUUCAUGGAGGAGGAAAUGCAAGUGCGAAUGUAGGCGAAAUUCAGGGAAAUUCUUCGGUUAAAAUAGAUGCAAUUACCUCGAAAGUGUUGGCGUUGAAGAAAAAUGAUCCGGGAGUAAAAAUAUUAAUAUUUUCGACGUGGGAUAAAGUUUUGGACGUGAUUGAACAAGCUUUUAAAGAAAAUGGAAUUAAAUUUCAAAGAUUUAUCGGAGGAAAAAAACAAAGAACUUGUAUGAAAAUGUUUCAGGGAAAUCAAGAAGUUACCGCUUUACUAAUACGUUUACAUUGUGGAGGCAAAGGGCUGAAUCUAACUGAAGCAUCGCAUAUAAUAUUUGCUGAACCUGUGCUGAGUAUUGCUGAUGAAAAACAAGCUAUCGGUAGGAUUGAUCGAUUAGGCCAAACAAAGAAUAUGGUAAUUCAUAAGUUUAUAAUGAAAAGUACAAUAGAACAACAUCUGCUAGAAAUGAACGAGGCGAUACAGAAAAAUAAUGCCGAAGUUAGCGAAUUAACGUUUCGGGAUUUGAAAGAACUGUUCAUAGCUUCUGCUAAUUCGAAUGGUUGAAAACGAUUAUUCUUAACAUUUAAUUAAUGUUGCAAUUUAUCCGAACAAUAUUUAUAAUUUACCUCGAUGUUUUGUAUUUUUGUUAUAAUUUUCGUUAUCCAAGUGUGAGUUCCUGUGUUGAACAGCUGAUAUCAACAACUUGAUUUCAAGUUGCUAUUUAUAAGUUUUUUUUAUUACGCACAAUAAAUUACUCCAUUUUCAGA
This is a messenger RNA of Planococcus citri (citrus mealybug), 4410 nucleotides long. Its product is annotated as E3 ubiquitin-protein ligase SHPRH-like. Gene Ontology annotation, cellular component: nucleus. The transcript has 17 exons. NCBI's taxonomy places the organism in Eukaryota, Metazoa, Arthropoda, Insecta, Hemiptera, Pseudococcidae. Gene Ontology annotation, molecular function: ubiquitin protein ligase activity; ATP-dependent chromatin remodeler activity; ATP binding. The record is from RefSeq and is a predicted model, not a curated record. Gene Ontology annotation, biological process: protein polyubiquitination; DNA damage response. Bases 227 to 4207 code for a protein of 1326 amino acids.